AUGACGGAGGCGGUGAAGACGACGAAAAUAACGCUGCAAGAGAGCACGAACGCGGCGGUGAGCGCGGAAGCGCCGACGGAGGCGCUGUGGACGGGGAGUAAGAUGGCGGAGGAUGAGACGCGAAACGCGCGCGCGGCUCCGGCGAGAGAUUUGCAGAGCAUGCGCGCGCGAUUGGACGCGGCGAGGAAGGAGAGCGCGGCGGUGAAAUCGGAUGGUGGCGAUGUGAGCGCGGUUCCGGUGGCGGCGGCGAUGGCGACCGUACCGGUGGUGCCAGUGAGCGCGCCGAUGGAAGUACCGGGCGCCGUGGCGCCGAGCGGCGUCGCGACGCUCUAUCGAGAGUACUACGAGAACGAGGACUUUAUCGAUAAAUGCGAGCGGGCGAUCAAUUUCAGACCCAAGGCGCGACCGCACGAUUACAAGAAUCGCAUAGACGAGCUGACGAACGCGGUGAAGGCUUCGAAGGACUGCCUGAGGCACGUGUUCCAGAACGGCGCCAACUUUUCAAAGGAGUUAGAGCGGCACGAGGCGAACGAGAAGCAAUCGUUCGACGCGCUUGCGUCACAAAUGGACGUGUUCAAGGCGUCCGCGGUGGCGGCCGAGGCGGAGUCAAAAAAGUUACGUGCGCAAAUCAAGGCGCUCAAGAUGGAAGCGAGCGAAAAGGAGGCGAGCAUGGCAAGCGAACGCGAACGCGCCGAGGGCUCGCUCAAGGAGGAGAUGAGCGCGGCCAAGACGGCGCUUGCGGCUCUGGAGAAGGAGUUGGCGAAAAAAUCCAAAGAACUCGACGGCGCGGCGAGCAAGUACGCCAAGCUCGAAUCAUCUUUCACAGAGUCUUCCACGCGCGAGAGCGUGGCCAAGGAGGCGAACAGUAAGCUCGAGCGCGACGUUAAGCAGCUCAAGACUGAGGCCGAGCAAGCCGAACUCACGUUCGCAGCCGAACGACGCGCUUUGGAAGGUCAGCUUCGUAAGCAAACGAGUGAGCUUGAGGCCGAACGCGCGCGUGCUACGGCGCAGCGCGCGCAGCUCGAGGAGAGCCUUCGAGAAGCCAACGCCGAAGUUGAGUCGCUUCGAGUGCGCGUGAAUAUGGCUGAGGAAGCUGCGGCGCGCGAAGCACAGCAACUCGGAAGCUCGGCGGAAGAAUUGAAGUCGAAGAUUCAUGCACUCGAGGCUGAAUUGAGCGAUGUCAGAGCCAAGGCGACUGCGGAUGAAAUCGCUUCAAAGGACACCAUUGCUCAGUUGCGAGCUGAAGUCAAGGAAUCUAAGAAGGCCGUCACCAAGAACGAGAACCUUCUCACGAAGAAGACUGCGAGAGUUGAAAAACUGGAGAGCGAGCUCGCGGCUCUCAACGGUGAGCACUCGUCUGUGCACAGUCAGGUGGAAAACCUCGAGGCGAAGAUUGCCGAGCUGAAGUCUACAAACGGAGAGCUGAAGGCAGAUUUCACGGCGACGAGCGCUGAACUCAAGGCUAGAAAUGAAGAUCUUCUUUCGCUGAAGGACGAGUACAAGUCGGCGAGUGAAACUUUGACGCAACUCAAGACCUCAUUCGAGAGCGAAAAGGCGAUGAUGGCCUCCGAAUUGAAGCGCGCGGAGAAGGAUGUCAAGCGCGCCGAGUCUGAUUUGGCGGACGCCAAGCUGCAAUCGAAGAGUCUUAUCGAACAGCAAACUCUCAUGAUGGGCGAGCUCAAGCAAGUGCGCGAAGAACUCGCAAGUAUGGAAGCCGAUCGUAGAGAUCAACUCGCCAACGGUUCUGCGACGUUGCAGGAAGUUCAAAAGCAAGCUCGUGAAGAUAUGCAAAAAGCGGAAGAUCGACACCACGAGGCCAUCGCGGAGGAGCGCCGCAGAGCCGACAAGGCUAUCGCAACGGCGCAAGACAAGGCGGACAAAAAGUUACAAACGGCCAUGUCAAAGGCUGAAGAUCGCGUCAACAAGGCGAACGAGAAGGUGGAGGCUGCAGAAAAGCACUCCGCGGAGCUUGAGAAGAGUUUGGCAAAGCUCCAAAAGGAGCUCGAGAAGACGUCCAAUACAUCCUCCGAGCAGGUCGCCAAUCUCCAAAAAGAGCUUGACGAGGCGAACGAAAAGCUUGAGUCUCUUCAAAAGGAGCUCGAUGACGAGAUCCAAGGCGCCGCCGAAGAGUUGGCGGCAGUGCAGAAGGCUGCUGAGGACAAGGUGAACCGCUUGAGCGAGAAGCACAAGCGUGCGCAACAUGAACUUGAGGCUCACCUCGCGGAGAAAGUGAAUGGUGCACAGUCAAACGCUGAGGAGCGUAUCAAGGAGAUCAGUGCCAACCUCGAAGCCGAGCAAGUCAGAUUACGAAAGGCGGAAGCGAAGGUUGAGAAGUUGCAGACGGAGAAGGAGCAACUUGCUGAAAAGAUGCAAGACAAAUUAUCGAAAGAGACGGCGACUGUUGCCGAGCUUCAAGGCGAGUUAAAGACGCUAAACAAAGAGUUGAAAGCAAUGUUGAGCGAGCGAGACGCUCUGUCCAAUGAAAAGCAGUCCCUCGCUAUCCGACUUGCAGACCUCGAGUCAACUCAGAAGAAGCUCUCAGAGGAAGUGGAAUCUGUCGGUGCAAAACACGAGAAGAAGAUGGGCAAGCUCGAAACGCGUCUCAAGGCGAUGGAAGCUGAACGCGACGCUCUCGCUGGCGAGCGUGACGCUCUCGACUCGAAGAUCAAGGCCGUUGAACAAGCAAAGGCAGACAUUGAGUCGCGCGCCGAGGCUGCGUUGAAGGAGAAGGCUGACAUGGAACAGCAAUUGGCCGAGUUCGAAACGGCGAAGCAAGAAAUGGAAGCCGCGCAAGAGCGACUUAAGGCUAGCGAAGAAGCUGUCAAUGGUCACGAAGCCAGAAUCGCUGGCGUUGUCGCGCAACUUGAAAGCGAACAGAAGGAAGUUGAACGACUCGAGAAGCAGCUCAAAGAGAGCACGUCUGUUCAUAAGACCACGCUUGAAUCGCUCACGACCGCUCAAAAAGCGCUCGAACGCGAACGCACUGAACUUCUCUCCGAACUCAAUGCGUUGAAGGAGGCAGACUCUUUGCGUAAGAACAAGGAGGGUAACGAGCAGAACAAAGCUUUAGAAGCUCGCCUGCUUGAGCAAACUCGCGAAGUUGACAACGCUAGACGCAUCCUCAAGGAAUCGGAAGAGCUCCGACUCCAACUCGAAGAACGACAAGCCCGCAUUCAAGAGCUCGAGCAUCAAGCACUCGAGGCUGAAUCACAGCGACGCGCUCUCCACAACCAGAUUCAAGAGCUUCGUGGAAAUGUGCGAGUCUUCUGCAGAGUGCGCCCCACGGAGAACGAGCCGGCAGUGAAGUGCGCGCCUGACGGAAGCUCCUUGAACCUGACGCGUGCCGAUGGUAAGGAAAAUGCCGCGUUUGAGUUUGAUAGAGUGUUCGAUCCCUCUUCCAAGCAAGACGAAAUAUUCGAAGAAGUCUCACAACUCGUGCAAUCCGCUCUCGACGGUUACAAGGUGUGCCUGUUUUCGUAUGGACAAACCGGUUCGGGAAAGACGCACACGAUGUUGGGCGAAGGUAACGGCGAUAUGCAAGGUAUCAUCCCCAGAUCUGUCGCAAAAAUCGUUGAGGCAUCCGAAAAGAACGCGCACAAGGGCUGGAAGUACACCAUGCACGCCUCUUACGUUGAGAUUUACAACGAACAAGUACGCGAUUUGCUCAAGCCAGGCAGCUCGCACAGCGACAAACAUUCGAUCGUACACAAGAACGGCGUCACCGAAGUUAGCGGUGUUCAGCGUGAACACAUCGACUCCGUAGAGUCCGCCGCGGCGUUGGUCCGACGCGCCUCUGCGGCGCGCGUCGUUGAAGCCACGAACAUGAAUGCGCAGUCGUCUCGCUCUCACACUAUCUUCAUGUUGUACAUCGUCGGCGAACACGCGUCGAGCGGUAGUGAAAUGACCGGAUGCUUGAACCUAGUUGAUCUCGCCGGUUCCGAGCGCGUUGGUCGAUCCGGUGCCGAAGGCAAGCGCUUGAAGGAGGCGUGCGCUAUCAACAAGUCUCUGUCCUCGCUUGGCGAUGUCUUCUCCGCGCUCGCGGCGAAGCAAGCACACGUGCCGUACCGCAACUCCAAGCUCACCUAUUUGUUGCAACCGUGUCUCGGUGGUGAUGGCAAAACGCUGAUGUUUGUGAACAUCAACCCGGAAACGGCCAGCGCGGAAGAAACCAUGUGCUCGCUGAAGUUCGCCGCUCAAGUGAACGCUGUUCAACUUGGCGACGGAAAAGGUGCACAACGACGCAUCACGACCAAAAUGAGCGCAAAGUCCGAGGACGCUGCCGAUGAAAAGAAGGAGAAACCGCGAAAGGAAAAAGAAAGCGGCGAGCGCAAACGAAAGGCGAUCUCGUCGAGCGAACCCAGAAAGAAGUAA
Molecule: messenger RNA, 4371 nt
Organism: Ostreococcus tauri
Lineage: Eukaryota; Viridiplantae; Chlorophyta; Mamiellophyceae; Mamiellales; Bathycoccaceae
Product: P-loop containing nucleoside triphosphate hydrolase
Exons: 1
Coding region: 1-4371 (1456 amino acids)
Biological process (GO): microtubule-based movement
Molecular function (GO): microtubule binding; ATP binding; microtubule motor activity
Source: RefSeq, a predicted model, not a curated record